Molecule: messenger RNA, 1755 nt
Organism: Seriola dumerili (greater amberjack)
Lineage: Eukaryota; Metazoa; Chordata; Actinopteri; Carangiformes; Carangidae
Product: E3 ubiquitin-protein ligase TRIM39-like
Exons: 3
Coding region: 125-1519 (464 amino acids)
Molecular function (GO): protein binding; zinc ion binding
Source: RefSeq, a predicted model, not a curated record
GAAAAACAGACGAUCAGAUUCAGCUUCAGACCAAACUAACAGCUUCCUCUGAGAGAGUCCAGCUACAACACUGCUGCUUCCACCUGCUGAUACUCCACACACUGAAGCUUCUCUCAGGGACUAAAUGGCUUCCAGAUCAGAGGAGGAUCUCUGCUGUCCGGUCUGUCAUGAGGUCUUUAGAGAUCCUGUUGUUCUGUCCUGCAGCCACAGCUUCUGUAAAGACUGUCUGCAGAGCUGGUGGAGAGAGAAACAAGAUCGACUGUGUCCAGUUUGUAAGAGAAGAUCUUCAAAGAAUGAUCCACCUUGUAACCUGGUGUUGAAGAACCUGUGUGAGGCCUUCUUACAGGAGAGAGAGCAGAGAUCUUCAGAGGCUCUCUGCAGUCUGCACUCUGAGAAACUCAAACUCUUCUGUCUGGACCAUCAGCAGCCAGUGUGUCUCGUCUGCCUGCAUUCAGAAACACACACCAACCACAAAUUCAGACCCAUCGAUGAAGUUGCUCCACAACACAAGAAGAAGCUUCAGGAAACUCUGGAGCCCUUAAAGAAAAAGUUAAAUGAUCUUAAACAAGUUAAAGUGAAGUUUGAUCAAACAGCAGAACACAUUAAGGUCCAGGCCCGACACACAGAGACGCAGAUUAAGGAGCAGUUUAAGAAGCUUCACCAGUUUCUAGAAGAGGAAGAGGAGGCCAGGAUGGCUGCACUGAGGGAGGAAGAGGAGCAGAAGAGUCAGGUGAUGAAGGAGAAGAUGGAGGCUCUGAGCAGAGAGAUAGCAGCUCUUUCAGACACAGUCAGAGCCACAGAGGACGAGCUGAGAGCUGAAGACGUCUCAUUCCUGCUCAGCUACAAGGCUGCAGUGGACAGAGUCCAGCAGCGCCCCCUGCUGGAGGAUCACCAGCUGGGCUCAGGAGCUCUGAUAGACCAGGCCAAACACCUGGGCAACCUGCCCUUCAACAUCUGGAACAAGAUGAAGGACGUGGUCUCCUACAGUCCUGUGGUUCUGGACCCAAACUCUGCUCAUCCAGAACUCAUCCUGUCUGAAGAUCUGACCAGUGUGAGACGAGGAGAGAGUCAGAAGCUUCCUGACAAUCCAGAGAGGUUUAGUUCUUACUGCUCUGUCCUGGGCUCUGAGGGUUUUAACUCAGGGACUCACAGCUGGGACGUCGAGGUUGGAGACAAUACAUACUGGAUACUGGGUGUGUUAGAAGAGUCUGUCCAGAGGAAGGGAAAUAUACGGUCUGGAUUAUGGAGUAUAAGGUUCACUGUAGGUAAAUACUCAGCACAGUCACCACCAGCUUCAUCCAUUGUUCUCUCAGUGAAGAAGAAGCUCCAGAGGAUCAGAGUGAAUCUGGACUGGAACAGAGGAAAACUGUCGUUCUCUGAUCCUGAUACUGACACACACAUACACACCUUCACACACACUUUCACUCACAAGAUGUUUCCAUUCAUUCACACUCUUGUUAACCUCCCAGUGAAGGUGUUACCACUGAAGGUCUCUGUGACAGUGGGACGGAGCAGUUAGAGGUAAAGAGGAUGAUUAUAUUGAUCAUGUCUCUUAAAGGGAAAAGUCAGUGACUUGAACCUGUUAAACUGCACCUGUCCUCCUGCUCUCCUUGUUCCAAACACUCCUUUGCUUUUCUUUUACUUUCACCUCUGUUAAUAAUCUAGUAAUAACAACCACUAUGAUAAUAAUAAUGAUGAUCUGUUCUGUGUCACUAAGUGUGCUGGUGUUUCAAAAUAAAAGCUUCUGAUAAAACA